Messenger RNA from Anthostomella pinea, 303 nucleotides. Lineage: Eukaryota; Fungi; Ascomycota; Sordariomycetes; Xylariales; Xylariaceae. The record is from the annotation of a GenBank genome assembly.
AUGACCGACUCGUUCGCCCCGCGCUCUAUGAAGCGCAAGAACGUCAAGGGUCUAGCACUCGCCGCCCCAAAGGUCGCCGCACCCUCGGUCAAUAGCAAUAACAACGGUCAACAGCCGGGUUGGGGUGCUGGUGGCUCGAGAGCGGACGACGGAGGGAACGAGGCGCAGUUGGAGAUCGGAAUAGAGUUCAAUCUCGACCUGCGACAAGAGGACCUGGAGAUCGUAAAGGACCUGGGAGCUGGAAAUGGAGGCACCGUCAGUAAGGUCAAGCACCUGCCGACUGGAACUAUGAUGGCUCGCAAG